UCUAAUACCAGCGGGGAGUGGAGUGCGAAAAAACCAUGGCUCAGGUUCUGAACCUAAGCGCACCAAAUCGAACCAUCUCUAAAUCGUUCUCGACUCGUUCUGAAUCACCUCGUACCCAAUACACCUCGUUGACUCGCCAUGAGAUUGUGAACCAGACAUGGAGUUCUCUGCAGCAGAAACUCAAUUGUAACGGCAGAUUUUCUUGCCUUUUCUCUGACAACCGGAGAGAGGAACAAGCUAGGAAAGCAUUAGAAAGUGCACUUGGUGAAAAGAAAAAUGAAUUUGAGAAAUGGAACAAGGAAAUUAAGAGGAGAGAGGAGGUGGGUGGAGGUGGUGAUGCUGGUGGAGGUGGUUGGUUUGGAUGGGGUCGACGGUUUGGUUGGUCCAAUGGUGACCAUUUCUGGCAAGAAGCACAACAAGCAAUUCUCGCUGUAUUAGGAAUCAUAGUCAUGUAUCUCAUAGUUGCAAAAGGUGAAGUGAUGCUUGCUGUCAUCUUCAACCCAUUGCUGUAUGCCUUACGAGGAACAAGAAAUGCACUUGCUAUCAUAACAUCAAGAAUCUUAGGAAAGACAACUCCAGAUAGUCAUGUUGAUUUUCAUAUGUCGAAGAAGGAUGGCUACAGCGAUAUUUCUGCCAAAGAGAGAGUUUUGAAAAAAUGGGGAAGUGAGUGAUAGUUUUGUUUCAGGUUUGACAUCAGUUCAACCCUUCAUGCAUUGCUAGUGUCGCAAUUGUGUUGUACAUCAUGUUUUUGGCUUGUUGAAUACAAUUUCCUUGGCGAGGCCCUAUUUUAUCAAAGUUAAUUAAUGACCAUUUCAACGUUAUGGGGAAAGCCCAUUGUUAUGAUGGGUCUCAUUCA
Molecule: messenger RNA, 856 nt
Organism: Corylus avellana
Lineage: Eukaryota; Viridiplantae; Streptophyta; Magnoliopsida; Fagales; Betulaceae
Product: sulfate adenylyltransferase subunit
Source: RefSeq, a predicted model, not a curated record